AUGGUUCAGUCGUGGAUCACGUCUUUGCUAGUGAGCGCAGCUGUAGCUUCAUCUGCCGGAAUUCAUGGAUUCGCUGCAAAUGUUCCUGGGUCUAUUGGAAGACGAACCCCUAGCCCCGAUGUUGUGACCGAUAAUUUCGUGCCCGUGAGGGCGCUGCAUCACCCACAUUCUUUCCGUGGUCAAAAAGGCCGUUAUCGUCGCCAGUCUGGAGGGCAGACAAACAUCAGCGACUAUGGACAAGUUCGUUAUGUCACUGAAGUUACCUGGGGUAAGGAAACAUUCGACAUGAUGUUGGAUACCGGGUCGAGUGAUACAUGGUUGCUCCAGAAAGACUAUAAGUGCCUUAAUUCUAACGGAGUUCAGGUGCCUAAAAGUGACUGCUCUACUACACCCACCUUCUCCGGGAAUUACACAGGUGGACAGAUCGGAAAUGUGAACUUCAAUACUUCUUAUGGUACGGGAAUUGUGGCUGGCACAUUUGGCUGGGAAGAUAUUACUAUUGCUGGUAUCACAGUCCACAACGCCCAGGUAGCAAGUGUCACUGAAGCAUACUUCCCAACCUCUGUCAGCGGCUUGUUUGGCUUGGCAUUUUCGUCCCUGACUGGCGAGUGGCCAGGCAAUGAUCCGUCUAAGAACGUCAAGGGGGAGUACCAGACCUAUGAGCCCGUUUUCUACAAGAUGGUCAAUCAGAAGUUGAGCCUGCCAACCUUCAGCUUCGCACCACAGCGGAACGGCGACAACGGCUACCUUUCCUUUGGUGGAAUUCCCCCCGUUAACACUACUGGGAAAACUGCAUCAACAGCUAUCCUUAGUAAUCAGGUAACAAGCACAGUGCCUACCAUCGAAAGAGACGACUUCUACAACAUCAAGAUCGAGGGCACUACCGUGACGGCAGCAAAAAAGAAUAAAGGCAAAACAAAUACCACUCAUUUCCAGUCGUUCCUAGCCAUUGUGGAUACUGGGACUACUGUCACUUAUCUCCCUACUGCCCUGUCUACUAUUAUUGCCAACUCCUUCAAUCCUGCUGCCACCUAUGUCAAUACUUCCGGGAUUUAUGAAGUUCCGUGCAACGCUACGGCGCCUAAAAUGGCCUUCACUAUCGGCAGUGUUAACUUCACUAUCAGCCCGGCGGACCUGAUCAUGCAGCCUCAAUUUGAUUCAAGUACUGGAUUGUGCGCCGUUGGAUUCCAAGAUGGUGGGAAUGACUCUCCCUAUACGCUUGGUGGUACAUUCCUGAACAACGUGCUUUCGACCUUUGAUCUUGGUGCAUUGGAAAUGAGGUUCACUGCUCUGGGUCGCAAUAAUUGGAAAUAG
Penicillium daleae is the source of this 1314-nucleotide messenger RNA. Its product is annotated as pepsin-like aspartic protease. The transcript has 4 exons. Gene Ontology annotation, molecular function: aspartic-type endopeptidase activity. NCBI's taxonomy places the organism in Eukaryota, Fungi, Ascomycota, Eurotiomycetes, Eurotiales, Aspergillaceae. The record is from RefSeq and is a predicted model, not a curated record. The coding region runs from base 1 to 1314 and encodes 437 amino acids. Gene Ontology annotation, biological process: proteolysis. Gene Ontology annotation, cellular component: fungal-type vacuole.